AUGACGACCUCUCCUUUUACGAUAACUGAAUAUGUUAUCGAUGGCCAGCAUAUCCGCGAGUAUCCUCACGCCACGAAAACAGGUGAUGAUGUUAUGAAGCUUGCGGUAAAGAGAUAUACACCAAAAUCAAAUCCGAAUCCUCAACCAGGAGAUGUUACAAUUAUCGGAGCUCAUGGUAGUGGGUUUCCCAAGGAAAUGUAUGAAUCGAUUUGGGAAGAAACUCUGUUCAGAUUGAAUGCUCAAGGUCUUCGAGUCCGAUCGAUAUGGAUUGCCGAUGGCGCAAGUCAGUCCGCGAGUGGAGUAAUGAAUGAAGAGAUUCUUGGGAAUGAUCCAUCCUGGUUUGAUCAUGCUCGCGAUCUUCUCUUUUUGAUCAAUCACUUCAAAGCAGACAUGCCGAGGCCGAUCGUUGGAGUCGGGCAUAGUCUCGGAGCUGGGCAAUUGGCUUUACUAUCUCUCCUGCACCCGCGUCUCUUCACAUCCCUCGUCCUCAUGGAACCCGUAAUCGAGCCAGACAGCGUUACCGGCAAGGGACCCAUAUUCGUAUCACUAUCCCUUAACAGAAAAGACUCAUGGCCUUCGCGGUCCGAGGCGGCAAAGUACUUCAAAAAGGCAUACAAUAAAUGGGAUCCGAGAGCACUGGAGAGCUAUGUCAAGCACGGACUUAGAGAGGACUUGACGAAAGCUGACGGGUCGGUUAUGCUUACUACAUCCAAGCAUCAAGAGGUGAUUCAGUAUAUGCGACCAAACUUUCAACAUAAAAGAGUACUCGAUGCCGAUGCAGAUCCCGAGAGUCUGAAGACACAUGAUACCGUUUUCUAUCCCGAUAUCAUUGGUCCGUCGAACGCGAUUUACCCGUUUUAUCGAUAUGAACCUAUUCUGCUAUUCAAGCUCUUGGAGCAUAUCCGGCCAUCGGUUCUGUAUCUUUUUGGAGAGACGAGCCCGAUAUCGACCCCGGAUCACCGAAAGGAAAAGAUGGAAAGGACUGGGAGAGGAGUCGGGGGUAGUGGUGGUUAUGAGACCGGACGGGUAAAGGAGGUGAUAUUCCCUGGCGCAGGGCAUGCUCUUCCCUUUGAGGCUGUGGAGGUGGUUUCUGAUGCGGUAGCUACGUGGUUGAAGCAAGAGGUCAUACGGUGGAAAGAGGAGGAGGAGAGGAUAAAGACAAAUUGGGUGGAUCUUCAACGUAAAGCGAGGACGUCUACUUCGAAUGAAUGGCCGGUUCAGUUGAAGACGUACUUUGACAAGCCCAAGAAGACGGGUUCAAAAUUAUAG
This is a messenger RNA of Talaromyces amestolkiae, 1269 nucleotides long. RefSeq lists its product as uncharacterized. NCBI's taxonomy places the organism in Eukaryota, Fungi, Ascomycota, Eurotiomycetes, Eurotiales, Trichocomaceae. The transcript is spliced from 4 exons. Bases 1 to 1269 code for a protein of 422 amino acids. The record is from RefSeq and is a predicted model, not a curated record.